AUGAAUUCAUGUAUUAAAUCAAUAGGCAGUGCAAAAGUACUUUCGAUAAUGCUAAUUGCUGAUAGCUUACUUAUUCAUAUACAAUCCUAUUUAAUUUCAAACUAUAAUUAUUUGAUAAUAGCACUAUCAUUAACAUGCUUUCAUGGAAUCGUUUUAACAUCUGAACAUUUCUUAUAAGGCAGAAAUAAAUUAUUAAAUGUUUUUUUUAAUGCUUCUAAGGGUGUAGCUUAAAUUAUUGUUCAUUACUUAUUGGAACAAAAUUGGUUGAUUUUUGCUGGAAUAUAAAUAAUUUGUAUUAUGAAAUAGGAUGUAUUACAUAUAAAAUAUGUUUCAUCUAUAUUUUUUAUAACUCAAAUAUUUUGUGUCGCUUUUAACAAGACAGACUUCAUAAUUGUAGGAGUAAUUAGGACUGUUUUUAAUUAUAUAUUGAUAAGUCAAAUAUUUAGAUUUGAAAGUAAAAAUACUUUAAUUCAACUGGAAAACAUUCUAAAACACAUAUAAUAUGAUGAAUUUUGUUUAUUGGAUAGUUAUUUUAAUCCAAUAUUUAAUUAGUAAAUCUUUGACAAAUUAAAAGAAGAACAAGUAGUUGGUGUAUAGGAUUUCUAUAUUUAGACAAGAAUAAUAACUCCAAGAGAUAACACUACUAAUUUAAUUAGAGAAAUUCCAUUAAAUUGUGAGGAAGAAGCCAAAUAAACCUUAUCUAUAUAGGAUAUAAUAUUUCAUCUAAAAAAGAACAAAGUUCCUUUAACUUAAAAACUUUGUUAUUAAUUAAACAAUUAAUAAAAUUAUCAUAUUUAAAUAGAGAAUAUUAUAUUGGAUGAGAAUAAUUCUAUGAUAAUGAUAUAAAAAAGAAAAAAAUGUGAGAAUAUAUAAUAAGGGAAUUAAAUAAAUUUGAUGAUUAAGACUGUUCGUAAAGUAUCUCAUGAUAUGAGAAAUCCUUUGAAUGCAAUAAUUAAUAUGUAAAUGUGUUUAAAAGAAUAAAUUGAUAAAGAAUUAGUUAUGAAGUAUCUUAAACCUUCACUAAAUUCCUGUCAUUUAUUACUUAAUCUAUUAAAUGAUAUAUUAGACUCAGCUUAAGUUGAAAAUAAAAAGAUUAAAUUAGUUUACAGAAGAUUCAAUCUUUAAAAAUUAAUUCAAAAAACUAUUUCAAUAUUUGAUUCAUUAAAGGAUAAGAAAGAUAUUAUAAUUACAUUUAAUUAUGAUUCGAAAAUACCUAUAGAAGUAAAUUCUGAUAAAUUUCGAAUAAGAUAAAUAAUAAUGAAUUUGCUUAGUAAUGCAAUUAAAUAUACAAAACCAAAUGGGAAGGUGUAUAUUGAUUGUUCUGAAAGUUCUUAAAGAAAGAAUUUCAUUAAAAUUUGUAUCUAAGAUACUGGUUUUGGAAUAAAACAAGAAAAUUUAAAAUAUUUAUUCAAAGAGUAUUCUAAAAUAGAGGAAGGUGAAAAUUAGAAUUUAAACCCUUUUGGAAUAGGAUUAGGUUUGAUGAUAAGUAAUGAAUUAGCUAAAUUAUUAUCUAAUAAUGGUAUAUAAGUAUAAUCAGAAGUUGGAAUAGGUUCAAUAUUUUAUUUUGAGAUAGAGAAUAAAUAACUUGCACCUGAAGAUAUUUCAGAAUCCCAAUUAUUGAUUAUUCAUCAAAAUGGAUUACCUUCCUUUGAUGUGCAUUUCAUUCCAGGACCUAAUUCAAAUAAAUCUCCAGUAAUUUCUUUGGCAUUACCUUAAGUUGAAAGUAGUAAAAAGAUAAUUUUAAAAAGAUCUCAAAAAACUAUUAAUAUAAUGACUAAUUCUAUAAAUAACUAAACAAGAUUGAAUGUAAAAAGUGAUGAAAAGAGUAUUGCUAGAAAAUAGUCAUUAUAAGCUAAAUAAAUAUAGGCUUUAAGAGAUAAAUGGUAUGAUUAUACAAAUUAGAAACCUCCAAUUUUAAUUGUAGAUGAUGAUGAAGUUAAUAUAAUGGUAUUAUAAUAUUUAAUGGAAUAAAUGAAUAUAAGUUCAGAUUCAGCAAUGAAUGGAAUGGCUUGUUUAUAAAAAUUCGUAGAAAGAUAGAAAGAAGGUCUAUCCUAUCAAUUAGUGUUUUUGGAUAUCAAUAUGCCAGAAAUGAAUGGAUUUGAAUUAGCUAAGAAAUUAAUUCAAAUAGAUCCUCUUAUCAAUUUAAUUGCUUGUUCUGGUGAUGCACCUAAUUCUAGUUAUGUAGAAGAAUGUAAAUAAUCUGGUAUUAUUGGUUCUAUUUUAAAACCUAUUCUCAAAAGUAAAUUAAAAGAAUUACUAUUAAAAUUAUCAGAAGGAAUAAAAUAUGAUAGUUAAUAAUUUUCAUAUUAUUGCUGA
Molecule: messenger RNA, 2316 nt
Organism: Paramecium pentaurelia
Lineage: Eukaryota; Ciliophora; Oligohymenophorea; Peniculida; Parameciidae
Source: the annotation of a GenBank genome assembly